This is a messenger RNA of Racocetra persica, 297 nucleotides long. Lineage: Eukaryota; Fungi; Glomeromycota; Glomeromycetes; Diversisporales; Gigasporaceae. The record is from the annotation of a GenBank genome assembly.
AACAUUUCACACUAGAAUGUGAUGUGAGUAGGAGAAUAUGGAAUAUUCUAUACUCCAAUUUAAACGUAUCAGAAAACAUACACCCUCCAAGCUCAUUAGAAGAGAUAUUACAAGUUAAUAACGUAAUGAACAGAAGAAUAAAAUCUACAGUAAAAUGGUUAAAUAUUUUUGGUGUGUAUGAAAUAUGGAUGUACUAUACGCAGGCUAAGUGGGGUUCUUCAUCAAUCCCAGAACCGGCCAUAUCUUUCAUUACUAAAAAUAGACUAAAAAAGGCUCUCUGCGCGCUUAGAAUAACAG